UGACAUAUCACAAACACAUCUUGUGGAUCAAACUGCGAGCAAGAACCGAGAUGGCAGCCGAGCGCGACAUUAAUGAUCAGCUCGAGGCGAUGGAUCGCGAGGAAAGCACGCUGAUCAAAGAGAUUCAUGCUGAAGAGACUGUCAAACUGGAUAUUCUAAAGAAUAAUUCGAAAAGAAGAAUUCGGGCCAUGCGGACAUUCCUGCGCAAUCGGAGGACAUCAUCACCGCAGCUGACCAUUGAAGAGCGUAUACAAAAGGAUAAGGAAAUGGCCCGUAAAUUUGCUGAGGCUAUACAAGUAUACAAUCAAGCCUCAAGAAGAAGUACGUUAACAUCUGACGUCAUUAAAAUAGCGAAGGUGCACGAAGAGCGUGAAAUUAACAUAUGUGAGGUGCACUCAUUAAUUGAUAUAAAGCAUCUCAAACCGAAGAGCUCGGUAACAGACAAGCAAUUUCGUCUAAUUAUCGAUUUUGUGGAUGGUAAGCUGCGCAGGGCAAUCAAACCAAUUUCGUUUGGCGUGGACAGUCAAGUACUAUCCGAAGAUUUCGCAGAGGUGUCAUCGAACCCUCCAUCCCGCGUCGUAAUACCUACCAGCGAAGCCAUGCAAUAAAGAACCACUACCAUCUACGUCGGGAAUUUUGAAAGCUAAGCUACCUAUAUUGUAGAAUUAUAUACGAACAAUUUUUCUUAUUUCUUCAAACUUGAUUUUUUGUAAAAAGAAUGUAACAAUUAUUCUUUUAAUUAUUUUUUA
This is a messenger RNA of Wasmannia auropunctata (little fire ant), 749 nucleotides long. RefSeq lists its product as uncharacterized. Lineage: Eukaryota; Metazoa; Arthropoda; Insecta; Hymenoptera; Formicidae. The transcript has 2 exons. The record is from RefSeq and is a predicted model, not a curated record. The coding region runs from base 51 to 608 and encodes 185 amino acids.